This is a messenger RNA of Sphenostylis stenocarpa, 2427 nucleotides long. Lineage: Eukaryota; Viridiplantae; Streptophyta; Magnoliopsida; Fabales; Fabaceae. The record is from the annotation of a GenBank genome assembly.
AUGGUUUGUGAGGUUUCUUCAUCGCAAACUGCUCCGUCGUCGGAGCUCUUCAUGGCUUCGUCUUCUUCGUCUGCCGAAUCCAACUUUCGCCAACUCGAUGAUGCAUUCCUCCAGACUCAAACCAGGAUUUGGCUGGGAGAAGUAUUGCAGAUACGACUAGAUGAGCAACUUAUUAUAUCAGAACUACUUGCUGAUGGAGAAUUGCUGUACGUUUCAAGUGUCAAAAGUGGUGUGGAAAUUGCUGUUGGCAAAGCAUAUGGAGCUAAGGCAUAUAAAAGCAUACAAAAUCCAAUUUGCAAAAUUUUGGGAUUGACAGGCGUUGACCUCUUUUCUCCAUCAGAUGUAGUUGAGAGAAGAAAUACUCGAAAAGUUCCAGAUUUUGACAUUGUGACCUGUAUGGUAACCAUGCCUAAAGAUUUAGUUGGGUGCAUGCGUAGAAGCAUAGAACUAUCGCACAGCAUCCCUGCUGAUUCCGCUGGUAGCUAUUACAUACAAAAACGUGCAAGAAGAAAAUCUAGACAGGACCCAGUUACAACCUCCACCAAAGACUAUGAGACAUAUUCAGAUCAAUCUGAGGACCCAGAAAACAAACAUCCAGUACUUCAAUUUGAUAACUUGCACACUGGUGAAUUUUAUGAUUAUACAUCAGACAUUAACUACAACAUAGCUUCUCCAAUGGUUGAACGUGUUUAUUUGCCCGAAGAUUUAGAUCAAUUGGACAUCCAAAACCAACAGAGAAAUGGAAUUUAUGAUGACUUUGAAUUGUUAUGUUCAAUGGAAUCAUUGCAAUAUCAUUGUUCUGAUGAUAUAGAGCAUGAUUGUCAGCUGACUUGGUCAUCAUCUCCUCGUAGAGGGGAUUUACAUAAUGACCUUAUUGAGAUGACAUCUCAUUUAGAUACUAAAAUGGAACAAGUCGAAGAAAGUAGGAGGAUUGUGGACUUUGCUUACUUUGAGAAUUUGUCAUUAAGUAGUAGUGGUUCUGCCAUUGUAACUCCUAAGAAUGACAAAACACCAGGUAAAAGGGAUGCUAGCUCGAUUAAAAAUGAUUGGAAAAAUCCGGAUUUGUUUCAUGAAGAAAAUAGUACACCAAAUGUAUAUCAAAGUGCGAGCUCUCAUGGUUCAAAUUCAACUCCACAGACUGCUGAAAAUGGUAAGUUCUUUGAAACUUGCGAGGACAAGGAGGUUCUGCUAGUAGCUUGCAUGAACUGUUAUUCAAGAGAAGAUCUGAACUUGGGAGAUCAAGUUCAUUCAGAGGACAAUUUUUGUAAUAUUGAGUCUUUCAAAGUGCACAAUGACGAGAAUGAUCGACGGGACAAGAUAAAAGAAGAGCAUGAAUCUCAAGGCAUCGGGAAAUAUAGGGAAAUUCCGUAUCAAAUCUUUUCCAACGCGGGAUAUUCUUACUUUGUAAAGAAGUUUGAGGAAACUGGGCCUUCAUUAUAUUCACGUGAUUGUAAUUUCUACAAUACUACUUCUCCAAAUAGAGUUGUUCCUCAUAGCAAUGGCACUAUAUCAACUUCAUUGAAAAAUUUUCUAGCAUAUGAAGAGAGAGAUUCUCAAGUUGGUUUGAAGAGUUUGGAUAAGGCUAGUUGCUGCCAAUCCGAGGAGUCACUGUCCCGUCAGUCUUAUUAUUUGCCCGAGUCUUGUAAAUGGGAUCAGAAAGGAAAAUGUGCUAUUACAUCAUCUAAAGAUAACAGAAGUUCAUCAUGUUUUGUGGAAGAUGGCUCACAUGAGGAAAUUACGCCUUGUGUACAAAAAAGUUCUGAAGUCGAGUCCGCCGUUGUUAAGUUGGACACUGAUGGUAAAGAGCUAAACAUCGAUUGUCUGACUCCGGCCUCAAAUACUGUAGCUUUAGGUGACUUUGAAAAACCUUCGACUCUUGGUGAUGAUCCUAAUGAUUUCUGCAAAGGUGACGCAGCUCAAGACAUUGGAGAUGGAGGUCAGAGAGUUCUAGAUAUGAUAAUCAAUAAUGUUGUAGUUCCUGCCAACUGUGAUGAGGUUGUAUCACUUACCGAAUCACACAUAACAAAUCUAAGCUCAAAACAUGGAUUUGAUCCUGUCUACCGUUCAGAAGACACUCGUGUGGUGCAUAUUAAAGAUGAAAUAAAUCCAGAAGAUGAGAGAGCGCAAUUCUUAGAAAAUUUAGUUGUAACAGAGGAGGGAAGUGAAGAAAUUCCAGAAGCAAAACCUCAAAAGAAGCAACUGCUAAGAUCAGUCUUGGGUGGUGCAGCUGCUGUUGGUUUGUUAUUCAUGAUUUUGCACUUAAGCCUUUCGUUUGACAGGAGGAAUGGCAAGGAAAAAGCUGCACAACCAAGUAUGGCAUCAAGUCACAUAGGCAAAGAGAAGAUUCAGAAAAAAUCUAACCCGAAAGUAAAGAGAAGUAGUACUAAAAAAGGGGUUUAUCCAGCUGAAAGGAUCAAGCUAAAGUGA